GUAGGCAGUGCGCAGGCGCGGGCCCGGAUGUGGUAACGGCGGUUGGAGCGGCCGGGACCCCGGACGGCGACCAUGACCCAGCAGGGCGCGGCGCUGCAGAACUACAACAACGAGCUGGUCAAGUGCAUCGAAGAGCUGUGUCAGAAGCGGGAGGAGUUGUGCCGGCAGAUCCAGCAGGAAGAGGAGGAGAAGCAGCGGCUGCAGAAUGAGGUGAGGCAGCUGACGGAGAAGCUGGCCCGAGUCAACGAGAACCUGGCUCGCAAGAUAGCCUCUCGGAACGAGUUCGAUCGGACCAUUGCGGAGACGGAGGCUGCCUACCUCAAGAUCCUGGAGAGCUCGCAGACUCUGCUUAGUGUCCUGAAGAGGGAAGCGGGGAACCUGACCAAGGCCGCAGCCCCCGAGCAGAGGAGCAGCGGAGGCAAGGACAGCUGAUGGGGCCAGAGGCGGAGGGCCUGCCUCCACUGCGCCUCCUCUACGGCUCAGCCCCCGGCAAGUCUGUCUUCAAAGCGUCUUUGUCCUUCACGGCAGCAGCGUUUCCCUCUUGUUGUCUGGGGUGCCAAGAGGCAGCUGCCAACCUUCACUGGCUCUGGGUGACAGGAAAGACCUGAGCGUAGCCCACCAGGUGGGGAUCCUGGCUCUGAGCUCACACAGGCGCUGGGGAGGGCAGCUCUACUCAGGGUCCCACUGAGGCCUCCACACCAGCCUGGGGCCGCGGGGAAGUCCCACUUCUGGUCUCAGCACCUUGGGAGUCCUGUCACCCCUCCCUCGGCCCGCAGGUGUCCAGGCAAGUGUGGGAGGGGCUGGGGCCCUCCUUCACCUCAGAGCUUGCCUGGGGCCUGUGACUGUCAGUAAAGAUUGUCUUUGUAAAGAUC
Molecule: messenger RNA, 872 nt
Organism: Delphinapterus leucas (beluga whale)
Lineage: Eukaryota; Metazoa; Chordata; Mammalia; Artiodactyla; Monodontidae
Gene: SSNA1
Product: SS nuclear autoantigen 1
Biological process (GO): axon extension
Cellular component (GO): axon; ciliary basal body; centrosome
Source: RefSeq, a predicted model, not a curated record